AUGGCUGUUCCGGCCCCGGUCUCGACCGUUCCGACCAGACCGGUUCACAUUGUCUUUGUUGGCGCUGGCGCCGUGGGAUGCUUCUAUGCAUCUAGGCUUCAUCAUCCGGACAGCAACAUCCAUGUGUCCCUGAUCGGCCGAUCGAACUACGCCGCCUUGGCCAAGAACGGCGUGCAUCUAGAGACGCACUCGUUUGGCGACUACGUUUUCCGGCCCCACGCCGUCUUCCCGUCUGUGAAGGCGGCGACACCAGUGGACCCAGACAGCAUCUCCGAGACCGACGACGAAGACGAGGACGAUCCCGGCAGAGACGGCAGAAAUGGAUACGGCUCGUCUCCGAACCCACCCCGAGAGUGGGACUUUGUCGUGGUGACGACCAAAGCGCUGCCCGACCUCGGCGACGAUGCGGCGACGAUUGUGCCGCUGGUGGGUCCCAACACGAGCAUCGUGCUCAUCCAGAACGGUGUCGGGGUGGAGGCACCGUACCGACGACGCUUUCCGCAGACGCCCAUUGUGAGCGCCGUGACGGUUGUCAGUGCCGAGCAGAUACGGCCGGGCGUGAUUCGGCAGAACCGGUGGACACGGCUGCACCUAGGGGCAUACACAUAUUCGGCCGAGUCCAAGGCGCCGCGGUCGCUGGGGCCAAGCCGGGGUGGCUCGUGGGCGGUGGCGCCGGAGAAGGAGUUGACAAGGCGCGGCAGCGAGGCGGUGGCCCGGCUGGCCGACUGGUGGACGCAUCUGGGUGGCAUCCGGGACAUUGAGCAGCUGGACGAGGUCGGGCUGCAGACGGUGCGGUGGCACAAGCUGUGCAUCAACGCGGCCUUCAACCCGUCGGCCGUGCUGUCGGGCGGACGAGGCAACGCCGACAUGGCGUCGGAUCCAGAACUGCGCAUUCACCUUGGCGGCGUCAUGGACGAGAUCUGGCAGGCAGCGCCGCGCAUCCUCGGUCGACCGUUUCCUGAGGGCUUGGCCCGACCCGACCGCAUUCUCGCCAGCACCGACCGCAACAAGGGCGCUCGGCCCAGCAUGUUGCUCGACUGGGAGGCUGGUCGGCCGCUCGAGCUCGAGGUCAUUGUCGGGAAUCCCGUGCGCAUUGCCCGGGCCCGCGGCGUCGACCUACCGCGCAUGCAGACGCUGUAUGCGCUGCUGCGCAGUACCCAGGCCAUGCGGGAGAAGAAGAUGGCUCCGGCGAAGCUGUAA
This is a messenger RNA of Grosmannia clavigera kw1407, 1200 nucleotides long. Its product is annotated as 2-dehydropantoate 2-reductase. Lineage: Eukaryota; Fungi; Ascomycota; Sordariomycetes; Ophiostomatales; Ophiostomataceae. The record is from RefSeq and is a predicted model, not a curated record. Gene Ontology annotation, molecular function: oxidoreductase activity. Gene Ontology annotation, cellular component: cytoplasm. Bases 1 to 1200 code for a protein of 399 amino acids. The transcript is spliced from 3 exons.